CAUGGUUCACCUCGAUGAUCGUGAAAUGAUGUCUCGAUACAGACGAAGGCCAUCAUGUUGGGCAUUAACGCCUGCAUCCGACAACGAGACCGCGGAGACCACAACAUGUAACCAGCGAAUCAUAACCAUUCCUCUAUCGGAGAUGCAAUAGGACUCAGUCCCCUGCAGACGUCGAUUUUGAGAAAAGACGGACAAGAGUCAUGUUCCAAUCAACCGUUCUUCGACCGUCCGAUUUCAUCUGCCACCCUCCGACAACGGCAGACAUUUUCUCCCAUGAUUCCCCGUUCAUGCAAAGCGGCCCGGUGGAGAGAAUUUGUGUGGCUAGUUAGUUGGCCGGACAAAAAAAAAAAAAGGAAAAGAGGAACGGGUGCGCUUCAAGCCUUGAAAUGUCUCGACAACUUGGACCCGGCUGGAUUGAUUGAUGAGCUGGCAAUUCAAUUGUGGCCUCGCGGGGCCCGCUUUGCGGUCCUCCAUGUGGUUCCAAACAGGUUGAGUCUGGCUUCAAUUCGUCGCUCUUGUGUUUUUUCCGAUGGAGCCCUCUCCGCUUUUGGGCAACGAGAAGUCAAGUCAACUUUUACUUUACUUUACCCCUCCAUAGGUGGUUGGUGGGCGGUUUCCAGUAUUUUUGUUUUUUCGUUCCAGAAAGACCUCUUUACUUUUCCCCGUUCAAGUCGGGAGCGUUCCCGUUGGCUUUUUUCCCCUGGCUCUUUAUGUUUUGGACCAAUUCUGUCUUUUCCGCUUCUUUGGGUACCCGAUCAUGGACAUCGGUUGCUUUACUCGUCGGACACAACAUAACCAUUGAGCGAGGGAAGCGAAAAAAAGAAAGCAAAAGAUAGUGUUCUGAGUUGUCCAAAAACCGUCAGGGAAACCGUUGGCUGUUGUAUGCCGGUCAAUUGCAUCUACCUUGUCGCCUUGUAUCGG
Messenger RNA from Aspergillus ruber CBS 135680, 921 nucleotides. RefSeq lists its product as uncharacterized. The transcript has 2 exons. Lineage: Eukaryota; Fungi; Ascomycota; Eurotiomycetes; Eurotiales; Aspergillaceae. The record is from RefSeq and is a predicted model, not a curated record. Bases 274 to 795 code for a protein of 173 amino acids.